AUGUUUGGUGUUCUCAAUCGCAGAGCAUUGCUCUGCCCAAACCUCAACAUCACCAUCAUCAAAACCCCCUCAUUUCUUCACCACUUUUCCUCUUCCAAACAACACUCUUUCACCACCAACUACCUCAUCAACAACUUCAACUUCUCCCCUGAAACCGCUUCCACCAUCUCCACCCGAGUUCGUCUCACCGACUCACAAAACCCUGACUCAAUCCUCGCCUUGUUCAAAUCCCACGGUUUCACAAACUCUCAGUUAUCUCGCAUCAUCCAAAGCUACCCUAAGCUUCUUUCCUCCGACCCCAACAAAACCGUUCUUCCCAAAUUCAAUUUCUUCCUCUCAAAGGGUGCUUCAAAUUCUGAUCUUGUCAAAAUCGUCACUAGAAACCCCUUUGUUUUGCACCUGGGUUUGGAGACUACCAUCACCACUUGUUAUGAUUUCCUCAAAAGAUUCUUGGUUUCUGAUGAGUCCACUAUUCGCUCUCUCAAGUAUUGCACUUGCUUGAUUUAUUCUAAGCACACAUCGGUUAAUGUUCAAGUGUUGCUUGAGAAUGGCGUCCCUGAAUCGAAGAUCGCGUUCUUACUUCGUAGUUGUGCUUAUUCAGCCUGUGAGCAGCCUGAUAACUUUAAGAAGGCAGUGGAAGAAAUCAAGGAAAUGGGAUUUAAACCCAACAGUACGGUUUUCAUGGUAGCGCUGUCUGCGAAGAUGCUGAAUGCAAUGUGGGAAAGGAAGAUUGCUUUGUAUAAGAAAUGGGGUUGGUCUGAAGAAGUGGUUGUUUCGGCAUUCGCGAGAUAUCCGUGGUGCAUGCUGGCAUCUGAGGAGAAAAUUGAUACCAUGAUGGAGUUUUUGGUCAACCGCAUGGGUUGGGACUCUUUGGUGCUUUCCAAAACCCCAAUACUCCUUCUGCUGAGUUUGGAGAAAAGAGUUGUUCCCAGGUCUUUUGUCUUGCAAUUUCUUCAAUCCAGAGGUUUGGUUAAGGAUGUUAAAUCGGCCACGCCGUUUAGAAUUUCUGAGAAGAAAUUCUUGCAGAAAUUUGUGAAUUGCUUUGAGGAGGAGGAAGCUGCUCAGCUCUUGAAGCUGUAUGAAGAGAAAAAAUGUCGUCCAAGAUAA
This is a messenger RNA of Lotus japonicus, 1107 nucleotides long. RefSeq lists its product as uncharacterized. The record is from RefSeq and is a predicted model, not a curated record. Gene Ontology annotation, cellular component: chloroplast. Gene Ontology annotation, biological process: regulation of DNA-templated transcription; chloroplast organization. NCBI's taxonomy places the organism in Eukaryota, Viridiplantae, Streptophyta, Magnoliopsida, Fabales, Fabaceae. The coding region runs from base 1 to 1107 and encodes 368 amino acids. Gene Ontology annotation, molecular function: double-stranded DNA binding. The transcript has a single exon.